Messenger RNA from Colletotrichum orchidophilum, 717 nucleotides. Its product is annotated as splicing factor 3A subunit 2. The coding region runs from base 1 to 717 and encodes 238 amino acids. Gene Ontology annotation, molecular function: zinc ion binding; nucleic acid binding. The record is from RefSeq and is a predicted model, not a curated record. The transcript has a single exon. Gene Ontology annotation, biological process: spliceosomal complex assembly. Lineage: Eukaryota; Fungi; Ascomycota; Sordariomycetes; Glomerellales; Glomerellaceae. Gene Ontology annotation, cellular component: nucleus; U2 snRNP; U2-type prespliceosome.
AUGGACUACCAAAACCGCGCCGGCUCCAAAUUCGGCGGCGGCGGCGUCGCCUCCUUCAGCGCAACAAACGCAGACCGCCGCGAGCGCCUCCGCAAGCUCGCCCUCGAAACGAUAGACCUCGAUAAAGACCCUUACUUUUUCAAAAACCACGUCGGCUCCUUUGAGUGCCGCCUCUGCCUCACAGUCCACCAAAACGACGGCUCCUACCUCGCCCACACCCAGGGCAAGAAACACCAGACCAACCUCGCCCGCCGCGCCGCCCGCGAACAAAAGGAAGGGAAACAAAACAUUGACCCGGCCACGGGCUUGCCCGUCGGCGUCGUCGGCGCGGGCUUUGGGGCGCCCCGGAGGAACCUCAUCAAGAUUGGACGGCCCGGCUACAAAAUCACAAAGAUUCGCGAUCCCAUCACCCGCCAGCAAGGCCUCUUGUUCCAGCUGCAGUACCCAGACAUCGCCCCCGACGUGGAGCCGAAAUGGCAGGUCAUGAACGCCUUUACGCAGCGCGUCGAGGAGCCCGACAAGAAUUUCCAGUAUCUCCUCGUCGCGGCCGAGCCCUACGAGACAUGUGGCUUCAAGAUCCCCGCGCGCGAGCUUGACAAGCGCGAUGACAAGCAGUUUAGCUUCUGGGACCCGGAUGCCAAGGAGUAUUGGCUGCAGGUCAUGUUCAUGUCGGAGCGCGAGGAGAGGUAUGUUGCGGCGCCUGGUACAAGAAGGUGA